This is a messenger RNA of Phoenix dactylifera (date palm), 2147 nucleotides long. Its product is annotated as DNA repair metallo-beta-lactamase family protein. Lineage: Eukaryota; Viridiplantae; Streptophyta; Magnoliopsida; Arecales; Arecaceae. Gene Ontology annotation, molecular function: 5'-3' DNA exonuclease activity; damaged DNA binding. The record is from RefSeq and is a predicted model, not a curated record. Gene Ontology annotation, biological process: interstrand cross-link repair; double-strand break repair via nonhomologous end joining.
AAGAGAGGGAAAAGGCGAAUUGGAAAUUCUGGAAUUGGGAAUGGCCGCCCAAUUCCCUCUUCCUUCUUCUCCUAGAAGGAGGAACGGAGAGAAUAAAAUAGGCGGCUAUAGGAGAGGAACAGAGAAGACUCAGUAGAAGGUGGUGGUGGAGAGAGAUAGAGAGGAGGAAGCGAUGCCGAUAGAGAUGCCGAAGGGGCUGCCGUUCUCGGUGGAUACGUGGACGGCGGCCUCCCGGCGGAAGCGGCACCAUUUCCUCACCCACGCCCAUCGUGACCACCUCGCCUGCAUCGCCUCCAACUCCUCCUACCCCAUCUACGCCACCCGCUUUACCAAGUCCCUCGCCCUUCGCCAUUUCCCUCGGCUCGAGGAUUCGUUGUUUGUGGAAAUUGAGGUCGGGGAGUCGGUGGUUAUCGAUGACCCGGACGGCACGUUCUCUGUCACCGCACUCGAUGCCAAUCACUGCCCCGGAGCUGUCAUGUUCUUGUUUGAAGGUGAAUUUGGUAACAUAUUGCAUACUGGGGAUUGCAGGCUCACCACUGAUUGUCUACAGUAUUUGCCCAUCAAGUAUAUCUCUAAGAAAGGAAGCGAAACUUUGUGUCAUCUUGAUUACCUGUUUCUUGACUGCACUUUUUGUAGAUGCUCUCUUAAGAUUCCAAGCAAGAAAUCAGCCAUCCAGCAGGUGAUAAAUUGCAUAUGGAAGCAUCCAUAUGCACCAUUUGUGUAUCUUGCAUGUGAUCUUCUUGGCCAGGAAGAGAUACUUGUUGAAAUAUCUAGAACAUUUGGAUCAAAAAUAUUUGUUGACAAGACAAACAAUUCAGAUUGUUUUCACUCUCUUUUUCAUGUUGCACCAGAUGUCCUUUCACAAGAUGCUUCUUCUCGCUUUCAGGUGGUUGCAUUCCCCGGACUAUAUGAAAGAGCAAGUGAAAAACUUGCAGAGGCACGGGCUGCUCUUCAGCCUGAGCCUCUUUUUAUCCGCCCCUCUGCUCAGUGGUAUGCAGGAAAUGAUCGGCUGGAUAUGACUCAAAAGCAAAAGCCAAGCCUUGUAGAAGCAGAGAGGGACGAGUUUGGAAUUUGGCAUGUGUGUUACUCCAUGCACUCGUCCCGGGAAGAAUUGGAAUGGGCCUUGCAACUUCUUCAGCCCAAGUGGGUUAUAUCUACGACCCCACCUUGCCGAGCCAUGGAGCUGGACUAUGUCAAGAACCAUUGUUUUAAAACUCAUUUAACCCCUGAUGAUCCACUGUGGAAACUGUUCAAAAUCCCUACUUUGCCAGCUUUCACAGCUAAAGAGGCCUUGAAGAAUAGUAUUGUCUCCACUUCUGCUGUCGGAGUUUCAUCUACUGCACAAGACUGCAAGCAAUUGGAGCUUAAAGGCUUGCGAACAGAUCAUUUGGAACUGAAAUUGAACUUAUCUCCACCAUCUAGAGCACAGCCUAUUACAUUGUUUGGAAGAGCAAGACUUGGAAUCCAAGAUUCUGAUAUAUUUAAUGAGAAGAAAUCUGCAUGUACCAUGGCCAAUGAUGAAGAAAUGUUAUCCAAGCAACAAAUUAUUGUUGUAGAGCAAGCAUCAUCUUUGCAGGAGAACAUUGCAGUUGCCAUGCAGGGGUCAUCCCCACGAGAGGACGCAGUUGCUGAGGACGUAUCAUCCAUAAUUAAGGACAACAUUGCUGAACCAGGUAUUAAGAAUUCAGGAGAUGCUGAUGUUAAAAUGGAUAUGUCAUGGAUUGGAUCUUCCAGGAGUUUGAGCAAUGCCGAGCCUAGUAUUGAGAAAUUGGAAGAAGCUGAUGUUAAAAAGGAUAUGUCAAUCAUUGGUUCAUCAAAGAGUUUAAAUGCAAGCUUGAGGAAGUUGUACAGAUCAAUGAAUGUCGCAGUUCCUCGGCCGCUUCCAUCAUUGAUUGAACAAAUGGAAACAUCUAAACGAGUGAAGAUCUGCUCCAAUUCCAGUAAUGAGAGAGUGAAUUAUUGCUAGAAUUUACCUGACUUCUUGCCUUAGUGAAAGGGAAAAAUGAUUAGGAAGAAGUGAUCUCUAGAAAGGUAUUCUAGAUUAUGUUAGAGUUCAUGGUCCUAUUCUUGUAAUUCCUUUUCUAAAAUCCAAUUCUUUACAGAGCAGAAGAUUUAUUUGAAUUUCAACCAAAUUUGAGUUUUUUUUA